AUGCAUAAGUUUUCCGCCUUCCCUGUUCACAAAAUUCCCAAACCUAUUGAUGUGCAUACGAUAAGAACUAUCAUGCAGAAAGUAUUUGUGUACGGCACUCUUAAACGGAAUGAGCCAAACCACUCUUUGCUGCAGGAUGCCAAUAAUGGCGUUGGUUGCUUUGUAGCAGAAGGUUACACCAAGACCAAGUAUCCGUUGAUUAUUGCAACUAAAUAUAAUAUACCAUUCAUCCUACACUGCCCUGGGAAAGGACAUUUUGUACAAGGUGAGAUAUAUGAUGUAGAUGAGAAAAUGCUUGGCAAACUUGACAUACUGGAAGACCAUCCCAAUUACUACAUACGAGAGAUUGAUGACAUCAUAAUCAAAGAUACAUUAUCACAAUGUCCUCAAGAGGAAAAAUGUUGGGUGUAUUUCCUGAAGAACUUUAAGCCUGAACUUCUGAAGCGGCCAUAUUUGGACAAUUACAGUUCUAGUGGGAGCCAUGGGUUGCAGUAUAUGGAAAGAAAUAACGAAUCUGUGAUCGAGGAUCUAGAUGACGACGUGACUGCAAGCAACACUAAUAAUUAG
Spodoptera littoralis (African cotton leafworm) is the source of this 567-nucleotide messenger RNA. The record is from the annotation of a GenBank genome assembly. NCBI's taxonomy places the organism in Eukaryota, Metazoa, Arthropoda, Insecta, Lepidoptera, Noctuidae.